CUGAUUGAGCCUCUCUCUGAUUGGCGGAAAGUUCCGGGCUGGGGCGGGUCCCUCCACGGACUUUUGUUUUCUCGCCUGCGGCUGAAAUUUGGACGGUGCGGAUCUCCUGGAGGCGGUUAGGACUCUUGGUUCCGCUGUUUGGUUGUGGAUACAUGAGGAGUUCGGUUCCGUUCUGGUUCCGUUCUGGUUCUGUGAGUGCUUCUGGGCCUCUCUCUGUGAGCGCUUUCCGCUCGGACUGUCAUUGAGAAAGUCCACAUGUUGGCUGGCUGGAGACACUUUCUGCAUCUUUUUCCAUCUGGAAAUCUGAAUUUUUUUGAGGAGUUUGUUGGAGGUCAAAAUUUCUGCUCUGCUCGGAUAAAUUUACAGUCACUUCACCUCGCCGCCUCUCCGUAAAAACAAAAUGGAGGUUCUGUGGAUUGGUCUGCUGCUGCUGGAGGUGAUCAUGAUGUCAUCGGCGGCCAGAGGUCCUCCCAGGGUGGCGGGGAAGGUGGCCCAUCGUCAGAGCGUCCGUCUGGGUCGCACGGCCAAGCUGGCGUGCCCCGUGGAGGGCGACCCGCCGCCCCUCAUGAUGUGGACCAAAGAUGGCCGACACAUCCACAGCGGCUGGACCCGGUUCCGCGUGCUGCAGCACGGCCUGCGCAUCAAGGAAGUGGAGACGGAGGAUGCCGGCACCUACGUCUGCAAGGCCACCAACGGGUUUGGCAGCGUCAACAUCAACUACACGCUGAUUGUCAUCGGUGAGCGCAAUGCCAGUUAUGAUUUCGGAUGAAACGGAGGAGCUGGUUUACGUUUUCAUCGACAAAUCGCUGAGAUUGUUGAGACGUUUUAAUCAUUUUAUUCUUCGGCGUUUGAGGUUCUUGAGUAACGGCUCAUCGUCUUGUUUUAACUUUUCUUUUAAAUAUAUUUUUCUUGCCUCACGUUCAC
This is a messenger RNA of Poecilia latipinna (sailfin molly), 924 nucleotides long. Its product is annotated as fibroblast growth factor receptor-like 1. Lineage: Eukaryota; Metazoa; Chordata; Actinopteri; Cyprinodontiformes; Poeciliidae. Bases 401 to 769 code for a protein of 122 amino acids. The record is from RefSeq and is a predicted model, not a curated record. Gene Ontology annotation, molecular function: fibroblast growth factor receptor activity; fibroblast growth factor binding. The transcript has 3 exons. Gene Ontology annotation, cellular component: plasma membrane.